Debaryomyces hansenii CBS767 is the source of this 771-nucleotide messenger RNA. It is a transcript of the gene RPS1, whose product is annotated as 40S ribosomal protein eS1. Gene Ontology annotation, molecular function: structural constituent of ribosome. Gene Ontology annotation, cellular component: cytosol; ribosome. Lineage: Eukaryota; Fungi; Ascomycota; Pichiomycetes; Serinales; Debaryomycetaceae. Gene Ontology annotation, biological process: translation. The coding region runs from base 1 to 771 and encodes 256 amino acids. The record is from RefSeq and is a predicted model, not a curated record. The transcript has a single exon.
AUGGCUGUUGGUAAGAAUAAGAGAUUGUCCAAGGGUAAGAAGGGAUUGAAGAAGAAGGUCAUCGACCCUUUCACCAAGAAGGAAUGGUUUGACAUCAAGGCCCCAUCCACCUUUGAAAACAGAGCCGUUGGUAAGACCUUAAUUAACAGAUCCACUGGUUUAAAGAAUGCUGCUGACGGAUUAAAGGGCCGUGUUGUCGAAGUCUGUUUAGCUGAUUUACAAGGUUCUGAAGACCACUCUUCCAGAAAGGUCAAGUUGAGAGUUGAUGAAGUCCAAGGUAAGAACUUGUUGACCAACUUCCACGGUAUUGACUUCACCACCGACAAAUUGAGAUCUUUGGUCAGAAAAUGGCAAUCAUUAGUCGAAGCUAACGUUACCGUUAAGACUUCCGAUGAUUACGUCUUGAGAAUUUUUGCUAUUGCCUUCACCAAGAGACAAGCUAACCAAAUCAGAAAGACCACUUACGCCCAAUCCUCUAAGUUGAGAGAAGUUAGAAAGAAGAUGAUUGAAAUCAUGCAAAGAGAAGUUUCCAACUGUACCUUAGCUCAAUUAACCUCCAAGUUGAUUCCAGAAGUCAUUGGCCGUGAAAUUGAAAAAUCUACCCAAACCAUCUUACCAUUACAAAACAUUCACAUUAGAAAGGUUAAAUUAUUGAAACAACCAAAAUUCGAUUUAGGUUCUUUAUUAGCCUUACACGGUGAAGGUUCUACUGAAGAAAAGGGCAAAAAAGUCUCCGCUGGUUUCAAGGAUGUUGUCUUAGAAACUGUUUAA